UCUCAGCAGGGUGUUUUUCCUGUGCGCUCCCAGGAGCAGGAGCAGCAGCAGCAGCAACAACCCCGCCUCCCCCCCCCUCCUCGCGCUCUCAUUCCUCAGACAAGUCCCAAGGAGGAGCGGAGCACCAACACUUCUGAACCAGCCUCCACAGAAUGCAACGCAGAAUAACUCCCUUUUAAUCAGUGCUUUUAUUGGUCUUUCACGCACACGACAAGGUUUUGCUUUCUCCCGACUUCUUUUAACUUGAGGGUGACACUUUUACGCGCAGCUCGGGCGGACAGAAGUCCUCAUUGGGAGUUUGUUGGAGGCUGAAACACGGAACCAUGGAUCUCGUGGUGUUGGUGGCGUUCAGCUCCUGGUUGGCUCCUGCACUCGGAUCAGGGUUUGGCAGGGAAAUGUCGGCUUCGGCAGCAGUUGACGACAUUGACUAUGACAGCGCUUUUAAUUACGAUUAUGAAUCUCUGAGAAUCGGUGGCCUGGUUUUCGCAGUGGUCCUGUUCCUCUUGGGUAUCGCUCUCAUUGUCAGCCGGAAAUGUACCUGUUCGAAAGGAGAAAAGUCACGAUCCAAGGGUCCUGAUGCGGAAUCAGGUGUUCCAAAAGCUUAGACACAGAGACGAGGAGCAGUGGAGAUCUGUGUUACUCACUAGUGCCAGUAGGUGGCAGCAAACACCACAACCACAGCUGAAGACAAUCUUUCCAUGAUCGCAUGAAGCUUUUAUUUUUUUGUCAAUUUCACAAUGUUACUAUGCUUCUAUUUUUCCCAUUUACAUGUUUUGUAUCAGUAGAUUUUAUUCGAUAAUGUACCAACUUAAUUUUAUGUUGGCAAUAGUGUGAUUUUCAUUUGUAUUUUUUUUGUGAUUUCCAAACUGAAGCAAAAAUAAUAAAGCAAAUGUUUGAAAA
Hippoglossus stenolepis (Pacific halibut) is the source of this 900-nucleotide messenger RNA. Its product is annotated as FXYD domain-containing ion transport regulator 6. Lineage: Eukaryota; Metazoa; Chordata; Actinopteri; Pleuronectiformes; Pleuronectidae. Gene Ontology annotation, biological process: regulation of sodium ion transmembrane transporter activity. Gene Ontology annotation, molecular function: sodium channel regulator activity. The transcript is spliced from 10 exons. The record is from RefSeq and is a predicted model, not a curated record. Gene Ontology annotation, cellular component: membrane. The coding region runs from base 324 to 605 and encodes 93 amino acids.